Molecule: messenger RNA, 3186 nt
Organism: Orussus abietinus
Lineage: Eukaryota; Metazoa; Arthropoda; Insecta; Hymenoptera; Orussidae
Product: heat shock protein 83
Exons: 3
Coding region: 196-2361 (721 amino acids)
Biological process (GO): protein stabilization; cellular response to heat; protein folding
Cellular component (GO): cytosol; plasma membrane; perinuclear region of cytoplasm
Molecular function (GO): ATP-dependent protein folding chaperone; disordered domain specific binding; ATP hydrolysis activity
Source: RefSeq, a predicted model, not a curated record
CGCCGGGACUCAAUACUCUCUACGGUGACGGCGAGUGAGUUGCAUCGCGAAGCUGCACAUGAGAAAUACCACAAUUUGACUUACAAGGCGGUGACUCCGAGGAGGAAGAAGUUUGUUUUGAAGCACAACAGUGUUUUAUCUGGUUUGGAUUACUGGUUGGACGUUAAUUCGAAGAGAUAUCUGAAAUAAUCCAAGAUGCCGGAGGACGUCGCCAUGGCCGAGGGAGGCGAAGUCGAGACAUUCGCUUUCCAGGCAGAAAUCGCUCAGUUGAUGAGUUUGAUCAUCAACACGUUCUACUCCAACAAGGAAAUCUUCAUCCGAGAAUUGAUCUCCAAUUCUUCCGAUGCUUUGGAUAAAAUUCGUUAUGAAUCUCUUAUCAAUCCGACAAAACUGGAUUCUUGCAAGGAGUUGUUCAUCAAGAUCAUCCCUAAUAAGAAUGAUCGUACACUGACCAUCUUGGACUCUGGUAUUGGUAUGACAAAAGCUGACUUGGUGAACAAUCUAGGAACAAUUGCAAAAUCUGGCACGAAGGCCUUUAUGGAAGCUUUGCAAGCUGGAGCUGAUAUCUCGAUGAUUGGCCAAUUUGGUGUAGGUUUUUAUUCAGCAUACUUGGUUGCUGAUAAGGUAACGGUUAUUUCAAAACAUAAUGACGACGAGCAAUACCUAUGGGAGUCGGCGGCUGGAGGCUCCUUUAUCGUAAGGCCUGAUAAUGGAGAACCGAUUGGUCGAGGGACAAAGAUCAUUCUACACAUAAAAGAAGAUCAAACCGAAUAUUUAGAGGAGUCAAAAAUAAAGGAGAUCGUAAAGAAGCAUUCACAGUUUAUUGGAUAUCCGAUCAAGUUAUUGGUUGAGAAGGAACGGGAAAAGGAACUCAGCGAAGACGAAGAGGAAGAACCAACAAAGGAUGUGGAAAAUGAAGAUGACAAGCCCAAGAUCGAAGAUGUCGGAGAAGAUGAGGAAGAGGAUAAAUCAAAGACGAAGAAAAAGAAAAAGAAGACUAUCAAAGAAAAAUAUACCGAAGAUGAAGAAUUGAACAAGACGAAGCCGAUCUGGACCAGGAACCCCGAUGAUAUCACGCAGGAAGAAUAUGGUGAAUUCUACAAAAGCUUGACCAAUGAUUGGGAGGACCACCUUGCCGUGAAACACUUCUCUGUCGAGGGUCAACUCGAGUUCCGUGCUCUCCUCUUUAUUCCUCGAAGAGCUCCAUUCGACUUAUUUGAGAACAAAAAACGAAAGAACAACAUCAAGCUAUAUGUACGAAGAGUCUUCAUCAUGGACAACUGUGAGGACCUCAUUCCAGAGUACCUGAAUUUCAUCAAAGGAGUCGUGGACAGUGAAGAUCUUCCACUUAAUAUCUCCCGAGAGAUGCUCCAGCAGAACAAGAUUCUCAAAGUCAUAAGAAAGAAUCUUGUUAAGAAAUGUUUGGAGCUCUUUGAAGAACUUGCCGAGGACAAAGAAAACUACAAAAAAUGCUAUGAACAAUUUAGUAAGAAUUUGAAACUCGGUAUUCACGAAGAUAGUCAGAACAGGAAGAAACUUUCGGAGCUUCUUCGAUAUCAUACUUCGGCUUCAGGAGAUGAAGCGUGUUCACUAAAAGAAUAUGUGGGACGCAUGAAGGAGAAUCAGAAGCACAUCUACUACAUUACUGGAGAGAGCCGAGAUCAAGUAGCUAACAGCUCCUUUGUCGAGAGGGUAAAGAAACGCGGAUUUGAGGUGAUCUAUAUGACGGAGCCCAUCGAUGAAUAUGUAGUGCAACAAAUGAAGGAGUAUGACGGGAAGCAAUUGGUUUCUGUCACUAAGGAAGGUUUGGAGCUUCCAGAGGAUGAAGAGGAGAAGAAGAAACGAGAGGAAGACAAGGCAAAGUUUGAAAGCCUGUGCAAAGUCAUGAAAGACAUCUUGGAUAAGAAGGUGGAGAAAGUAGUGGUGUCCAAUCGACUCGUCGAUUCUCCCUGCUGUAUCGUUACGUCGCAGUAUGGAUGGACUGCCAACAUGGAGAGAAUCAUGAAAGCGCAGGCGCUUCGAGAUACUUCAACAAUGGGAUACAUGGCUGCAAAGAAACACUUGGAAAUCAACCCUGAUCAUCCAAUCAUGGAGGCUUUGAGACAGAAAGCCGAAGCUGAUAAGCACGACAAAUCUGUAAAGGACCUGGUUGUGCUACUCUUUGAAACGGCAUUGCUAUCCUCAGGAUUUGCUUUGGAGGAUCCGCAGGUUCAUGCCUCUAGGAUUUACAGAAUGAUCAAACUGGGCUUGGGCUUUGACGAAGAUGACACUCCUGUUGUCGAAGAUGAGAAGAUCGACCGUGAAGUACCUACUUUGGAGGGUGAUUCUGAAGAGGCUUCUAGGAUGGAGGAAGUCGAUUAAAUAAUAGUUCAAAACAUACCGAGGAAACGAGAUUCCUUGGAAUCCAAAGACUUUUUAGGAAGGUAGAAGAAGACUUCGCUACAUGUUUCACUCUUAAAGCAUUAGAUUCCUUUAUUACCACAAUACAAUCAAAAUCUUGUGAAAAGAGAUACAUCCUAUGUCCCACUCGGUGGGAUAAUCCUUAACUUAUUUUUUAAUCCUAAGUCACGCCGAAAAGGAGUGCUUCAUUUAUACUGUUCGGCAGGGAAAUGACACUACCAUUGCUAUUGAUAUAUAUUUUUUUACCUUACCACCGCCCCCCUAUUAUAGAUACAAAAUAAUCCAAGAAGACACGCAGAGGAUAAAAUAUUCAGAAAAAAAUUCAUCAUUUAGAGGUGUUAACAAUUUCGGAUCUUUAAUAGGGGGGGAUUGUUUUCAUUUCUUGAAAGUCGUAUAGUCCAUGCUUCGAUUUUUUUUUACUUUUUCAUCAGUUUCAACAUUAAAUGUUCACUCGUAUCAUUCCAUGAGUCGCUCUAGGUUUAUAUGUAAGGAGGUUAAGAGAGACGCUUGACGAGCAUACAGUGAUUUAAUGCAAAAUAAAAUCCCUGUUACUCGUAAUGUCUUAAUUUUAUACUUAUUUCCUCCCACCGAUCCUCAAAAUUUUACGUGUCCUGUAACGAGACCGAUGGAUUUUUUUAAAUCACCUGCUUUAUAUUUAAAAUGCCAAUAAUCUGAUAUACAUGCGCAGCAAAACUGAACAAAUUAACGAGCAACCGCUUUUGUUCUGCGAGUUUGUGUAAACUUUCAUGUAAUAAUAAAUUAAAAUGUGGAGUUUUCAAUGUUUCA